Molecule: messenger RNA, 3022 nt
Organism: Cryptotermes secundus
Lineage: Eukaryota; Metazoa; Arthropoda; Insecta; Blattodea; Kalotermitidae
Product: protein brambleberry
Exons: 12
Coding region: 257-2140 (627 amino acids)
Source: RefSeq, a predicted model, not a curated record
AGAGGUUGUAAUACGUGUGCUACUAGCGAACACAGGCAGUUUGUCGUCCGUGAAGUUUUUACGUUGAUAACUGCCGCUUAGGAAGGAAUAGUUGCGAUAGAUUUAGCAGAAGACUAUACGUGCUGUAGUUGUGGCCAUCUGUAGAGUGAGACGUAUUAUAAAUUACGUUCAGUAAAUUCAGUAACUGCUAGUGAUCCGUGUGUUACGGUUCGUAGUUGUGAACUUAAUACGUCGUUCAGUGGAUACAAUAAUAAACAUGAGUACAAAAGCAUUGAUAAUUUGUUUGUUCAUAUUAUUAGUAGGAAGUGGUAAUGCAUCAAUUAUUGAUUGGAUCUGGGGAGGACAUGAUGAAAAUGCCGCUCCUAAGCCAACAAUCGGUGGUUUACCUAUUGUUAAGAUUCCCUUUGAAAUAAUUACUGACGAUGAGAAAUUCCUCCGAGAGGCCAAGAAUUACACGAGUUUGAAGUUGGAACAUUUGGAUGACUGCCAACAUCAUGUUGUCAUGAGGAUUCAUAGUGCAUGCUCAGAUCUGACAGAGGAGGAAUUGUCCAAAAUGAGCGUGGAUCUACUGAACUGUCAGGCUGUGACAAAGGGUUGGCGACGUUUUCUUUGUACUAGCAGAAUGAGCCUUCAAGAGUGCACAAGUUCGAUGGACCCAGACAUGUGGAAUGCAUACCAUCUGAUGAACAACCGAGCCAGGGCCAUUUGUUAUGCUGCCAGAAGCCAGCAGUCUCGAGCUCUCUCAGAGAUGACAGUUGACAAACUCAUGGACUCUGCACACAGCCAGCUCAACACGAUGGACUCUCUCAAGGAAGACCAUCAGAAGUUGGAAUCACUGACAGCUAGUACAUUGGAAGCUGUGUCUUAUGGCCACCAGUCCCUUAUGGAUCAGCAGGACAAGUUAAGAGUUACCCAACACAGCAUUCAGGAUUCCGUAUCCCUGAAUCUGCGACAGGUGACACGAGAGAAAGUGCUGAUAGCGUCAGGUCACCAUGAACUUGCCAAGAUGAUGGAUGAUAUCAGAAACAAAUUAGAUGAGGCGAGUUUGGAACUCAGCAGCCAGGUGAACGAGCGCCGUGAAAAUCACAAGCAACAGCUAGAAGAUCUGCGCUCUGUUGUGGACCAGGUGGCUGUCUUCUGGCAGAGGAUUGAUGGCAGAACACAGGAGAUCCUUGCACACCAUGAGUCAGCAACAGCACAGUAUGAUUCAGCGAUCUACAAGCUGUCACAGAUCAGCACCACAGUCAACUUCCUCCUGGAUCUGCUGGACAAGACCAGACAUGACAUUGAGCACCUGGGCAGGCUCAUCAACUUGACGCCAGAUACUGGCAACCAGCUGGAUCACCUUUACAGCUGUGUACUUCACUUUCUGUACCUGAUUGUGGGAAUGAUUACUGCAGCAUUUUUCAGAGCUCCGACCACCUCACGCGCUUUCCUCCUCCUCUUUGUGCCUCUGAACCUUGCUGUCACAUACACUCAUGGGGACGCAGCUGCCCUUAACUUCCCGUCCAUGACCAUACUCAUCUUAGCGUCAACAGCAGUCUGCUACGUGAUCCAGAGAGCACUACAUUAUUGGACAUCCAGACAGCCGAGACCCCUAUCCAGUCUUCAUGGCAGCCAACCACAGCCAAUGACCAGUCAGUUCAUUACUAACCCGUUACCAUGUACGAAGCCUGUUGCUCUUAUGCUGUCUCACAGGAGCAGCAUGAACACGCUGUCGCUCUUCCCUGGAGACCCUGGCAGAUGCCCUAGUUCCAUGGAGUCCAUGUCAGUUGCUGCCUCAUCCAGAGGGGACUCUCCACGGCCUGAUGAGAGGGUCCGCAUUCUGACUCCCGUGCGUGACAGAAACCUAGGUGAAGGCUCAAGUGGCAGUGGUGAGGUUGCCCUUGGGCUGGCCCAUUUUGCAGAGCGCUCUGCAAACUCCAACAGUUGCAGCAGUAACAACUGCCUUGUUCAAGCUGGCACAUCACGAACACUGAGGCAGCGCUAUUCCUCACCGGUCUACUUCCCACCCGCACGCAAACCCACCUCUUCUUUUAGUCCACCAAGACCUGUAUGCCGUGCUGUCUGUCGGAAUGGCCAACAGUGUCACACCAGUGCAUCUGUGGGCAGUGAUCUGUGUUGGAGACACACCUCCUGAUCAUCCUUUUGCCAGUACUGAAAGUUAUUAAAGGUGCCUUCAUACUGCAGAUGGUCGUACUGUUUAACACUGGUACCCGUGUGGCCCACCCAGCCACUGUGGCAGCAAUGAACCAUUUGCACAUUGCUGUCUUGCUGUGUGUGGCACCAUGUUGUAAUGUGGUUUGUGGGUACCAGUCUCUUGGAGCCUCAUGCUGGAAACGCCUUCACCUUCCAUAACGGGAAUUUCUUUUCCAGCCACAUACGCACAGCAGCAAAACGAGCAACAAGAAGAGGGCAUGGCGGUCACUGAAGCAGAUUGUUGCUCAAGAGAGGGCAUUGCAGUGGGGAGAAGAUUUUGUGCACUGUAAGAGAACAAAUUCAUGGAGGAGCAUUGUGAGGAGCGUUCACAGUACAGGAGAUCUGAGGUUGUCACAGCAGUGCCUAUGAACAUUACUGUCUUCUGGGGAGUAACGCUAUGUCAUCUGAUAGCUCAUUAUCAACAUUUCGGAGGAACAUGCUUCCUCCAUCUUCAGGAUAGAAGUGUAAGCUGAACAUGGAAAUUUGGUAUGGACACAGAGAAAGGGGGGAGGGGGGAGUGGGACACAGGUACUGAUCAAACCAGUAGGUCUGAAGAGAACAGUGUAAAGGGCACUGGCCCUUGAAAUAGUCCUCACUCUUGCUGUAUCCACUGUUUCUUCCAUGCUCAACUUACACUUUACACUGAAGAUGGAGGCAUUAGGUCACACUGAAUUGUUUCCCACCAGUCUGCAUGGCGUCACGUCUCAGAAGGCUGUAAUCUUUAUAUGACUGCUUGUUUCUGGAUGCACAUUUGAUGUUCUUCUGGGUCUGUGCCUGCUGCUAACUUCAGAUGAUGGUUGACAUUUACUUGGAACUUUCAUUU